AUGGAAAGUGCUUCAGCAGACGGUACGGGAGGGAAGAAACAUGUGCGGCAAACUUCUUCAGGCAGAGACGGCCGACAAGAGGUCCGUUGGAUAUUAGCGACAGCGGGAUAUUUUCGAGCUGCGGCUAUUCUUAGUGCCACACUUUUGACAUCCAGUCCUGGUCCCGCAUCACAUGAUGAAAUUUUUAAUCUCUUCUACAUACGUCUUGCAUGUCUCACACUCUGUAACCAGACACAACUCGCGGCUCAGGAAGUCAAAGCUCUUGAAGAUCUUAACGCUGCUUACUAUUGGGAUGAUGAAACUGGCGUACAUAUGGUAGGAUGGGAAUUGAGAGUCUUAGCGGUUAGAUUGCAGGGUAUGGGGUUAGGGGAUGCUAGGAGAUGUGUUAUGGGAUAUUAUGAUUUGGCUAGAGAUGCUAGAAGUACGUUGACGAAAUUGAAGAAGCGAAAAGCAGCUGGUGAGGAUAUGAAUGGGGAGAUUGAAUUAUGGGAAGGCAGGUUGGCGGAUUUAGGGAUUAGGAUUGCAAGUGCGCUCGUUGAGAUGGAAGAUUUGGUUGGGGCAGGAAUGCAUUUGAAGACUUUGAAGGUUAAUGAAGAGGGAGAUGAGGAAUUAAGAUCUAAGAAAGCAUUACUGUGGUUGUGUCUGGGUGAUAUUGAUGCUGCAAAAGAGUGUUUAAAGAAAGGAAACGGAAAGGAAUUUAUGGCGAGCGAGAUAGAUGGAACGAUCAGAGCUUUGGCAUUUGUUGCGGAAGGAAGAUAUGAGGAGGCUGUUGUGAUUUGGGAAGAGCUCAUUGCAAACGAGGAAACUACAGCUGGAAAAGGAGAAAAGGCCAUGUGGAGACAAAACUUGGGCGUUACAUUGUUGUAUUUGGGUCGUGGCGAUGAGGCAAGAACCAUUUUCGAAUCACUGAUUGCGGAAGACAAUUCAUUCCAUGCUUUGACUUUCAAUCUAAGUACCAUCUAUGAAUUAUGUACGGAGAGAUCAAGAACGUUGAAGAUUGUGUUGGCGGAGAAGGUGGCGGCGAUGGUGGAUAUUGGUCAGAAUGAGGGGGUGGUGAGGGGAUGGGAGAAGGUUAAUGGGGACUUUAAAUUGUGA
Messenger RNA from Sclerotinia sclerotiorum 1980 UF-70, 1095 nucleotides. RefSeq lists its product as hypothetical. The record is from RefSeq and is a predicted model, not a curated record. NCBI's taxonomy places the organism in Eukaryota, Fungi, Ascomycota, Leotiomycetes, Helotiales, Sclerotiniaceae. The coding region runs from base 1 to 1095 and encodes 364 amino acids. Gene Ontology annotation, cellular component: TRAPP complex; Golgi apparatus. Gene Ontology annotation, molecular function: protein binding. The transcript has 4 exons.